UCUGAGCGCGUGCGAACUACAGCUCUGUGGCAAGUUGCAGCCCAUCUCACCUCUGUGUGACUCUCCGCUGCUGUCUGUCUCUCUGUUGGACACAUUUCCUUGCCAGGAGCCGGCGAGGUGAACAGAAACCGGUCAGAAAGAGCAGCGGGGGGUGAAGUCAUGUUCAGACUCCUCAGUCACCACGGUAAGAGGACACGGAACUGCCUCGCAGGCCAGCGCCGCUAUGACCACCACUCGGCCGUCAUGGCCAUCCGCCGCGAGGACAUCAACCCCUGGGAGAGGAGGGCGCCACUGGCCCCGAAGCACGUCAAAGAGCUCACCAACGCCGGCGUCAAGGUCCUGGUGCAGCCAUCCAACCGCAGAGCCAUCCACGAGAAGUACUACAUAAGGUCCGGGGCUGUUGUUCAGGAGGACCUCUCGGAGGCGUCUCUGAUAAUCGGAGUGAAGAGGCCGCCGGAGGAGAAGAUAAUUCCCAGGAAGACAUACGCUUUUUUUUCCCACACAAUCAAAGCUCAGGAGGCCAACAUGGGGCUUCUGGAGGACCUGCUGAAAAAGGAGGUUCGCCUGAUCGACUACGAGAAGAUGGUCGAUGCUAACGGCUUUCGGAUCGUGGCGUUCGGUCAGUGGGCUGGUGUUGCAGGAAUGAUUAACAUCCUGCACGGUUUGGGGCUGCGCUUCCUGGCCCUUGGGCACCACACUCCCUUCAUGCACAUUGGCAUGGCUCAUAACUACAGGAACGUCAGCCAGGCCAUCCAGGCAGUGAGGGAUUGUGGGUAUGAGAUUUCCACAGGGCUCAUGCCCAAAUCUAUCGGCCCUGUGACGUUCUGUUUCACCGGUACCGGCAACGUCUCCAAGGGAGCACAAGACAUCCUGAACGAGCUUCCUGUUGAAUAUGUUGAACCUCACGAGUUAAAGGCAGUCUCUGAGACGGGAGAUAUGAGCAAAGUGUACGCCACCGUUCUGAGCCGUCAUCACCACCUGAUGAGGAAGAGCGACGGCAUUUAUGACCCCAUGGAGUACGAGGAUCAUCCGGAACUUUACACCUCACACUUUAGGACCAGCGUGGCGCCCUACACAACCUGUCUUAUCAACGGUAUUUACUGGGACCCCCACACCCCCCGACUCCUCAGACGACUGGAUGCCCAGAAGCUGAUGCGACCUCUCAAAGGCUCGCCUCAGACCACAGAGGGAUCACCAGGGCUCCCACACAGGCUGCUGGCCAUCUGUGACAUAUCUGCUGACACCGGAGGAUCUAUAGAGUUCAUGAACGAGUGCACCACCAUCGACAAGCCCUUCUGUAUGUACGACGCCGACCAGCAUAUAGAUCACGACAGCAAUGGGCUUCCCUACCUCGAGGCUGUGAGCGUGGAGGGAAACGGCAUCCUCAUGUGCUCCAUCGACAACCUUCCUGCUCAGCUCCCUAUUGGAGCCACAGAGUACUUUGGAGACCGACUCUUCCCCUACAUCUGGGAGAUGCUGCCUUCAGACGCCACCAGACCACUGGACGACGAGGACUUCAGCCCGCAAGUCAGAGACGCUGUCAUCACCUCAAACGGAGUCCUCACCCCAAAGUUUGAAUACAUUGAAAAGCUUCGAGAGAGAAGGGAGAAGGCUCAGAUCUUGAAGAAGGCUGGAAUGAAGCGUGUUCUGCUGCUGGGCUCAGGAUACGUCUCUGGACCCGUUGUUGAGUAUUUGACUCGCGAUGAGAUGACCCAGGUCACUGUGGCGUCGGUGCUGCUGAAGCAGGCGGAGGAGCUGGCAGCCACAUAUCCCAACACCAUCCCUGUGAUGUUGGAUGCAGGCAGCCAGGAGGGACACCUGGACUCUCUGGUCAAAGAUCAUGACCUGGUCAUCAGCUUGCUGCCGUACGCUCUUCACCCACUCAUCGCCAAACACUGCAUCAAGAGGAAGGUCAACAUGGUGACAGCCAGCUACCUGAGUCCUGCCAUGAGGGAGCUGCAGAGCAGAGCGGAGGAGGCGGGCAUCACCAUAGUGAAUGAGAUGGGACUGGACCCAGGUAUCGAUCACAUGCUGGCCAUGGAGUGCAUCGACCAGGCCAAAGCUGACGGCUGCACAGUGGAGUCCUACAGCUCGUUCUGCGGCGGUCUUCCUUCUCCUGAGUGUUCAGACAAUCCUCUUCGCUACAAGUUCAGCUGGAGUCCAUAUGGCGUCCUCCUCAACACCAUCAGCCCCGCCAUCUUCCUCCGAGACAACGAGGUGGUGAGCAUCCCGGCCGGCGGGUCUCUGAUGGACUCUGCCACGCAGAUGGAUUUCCUCCCUGGAUUCAACCUGGAGGGAUUUCCAAACCGCGACAGCACCAUCUACGCUGAGCCUUACGGCAUCCAGACAGCACACACACUGAUCAGAGGAACAUUGCGCUUCAAGGGCUUCUCCAAGGCCAUGAGUGGCUUUGUCAGACUGGGUCUAAUCAGCAGCGAGCCCUGUCCCAUCCUGCAGCCUACUUCGUCUCCUGUUUCUUGGAAAGACCUCCUCUGUAAGCAGAUCGGAUUGUCCUCUUCUACUUCACAAGAUGCCUUUGAAGAUGCCGUAUACGAACACGUGGGAAAGGACGACUUCAUAAUGGACACACUGAGAUGGUUUGGGAUGUUGAGCGACGAGUCGGUGCCUCAUGCCGACAGUGUGCUGGCUGCUCUGACAAAACAUCUGGAAGCCAAACUGUCCUUCGUUGAGGGCGAGCGAGACAUGAUAAUCAUGAGGAAUGACGUCGGGCUCCGCCACCCAACCGGCGAGCUGGAGACCAAACACAUCAGCCUGGUGGUGUACGGUGACCCCAACGGCUUCUCCGCCAUGGCCAAGUCUGUGGGAUACCCAGCAGCCAUCGCUGCCCGCAUGGUCCUUGAUGGUGAAAUCAGUACGAAGGGAAAUGUGGUUCCGAUAACGAAGGAUGUCUAUGGGCCGGCGCUGGCCCGACUGAAGGAGGAGGGACUUCGCUUCAUAUCCAAGAGCACCCUGCAGGAGUAGAGCAGAUCAAUCAUCACUGUAAAUACAACCUCAAAAACUCCAGAGAAAAUUUUCUCAGCUGCCUUUUCAGCAGCUUCAUCCAAACGGGACCUUCUGACGGUCUAAGACUCACCUGUCUGCUGUUGUUGGUGUUUAAAAUGAUAUUUUAUCUCACCUGCUAGGGGCUGAAAAUAAAUAUUAAUUGUGCGUUUCUUCCCAGUAAAUAUUUGAAGAUUAAGAGGGGAAAAUAAGGUUGAAUAGAGAGAAAGAGAUUAAUCCCCCCAAAAAAGUUAUUUUAUACUGGUUUGAAAAAUUAUGUAAAUUUUAGGUCAAAAGCAUUAAAAAGGCAGCUGGAUAUUCCGUUAUCUUCAGUUUAAUAUUAACGCCUUGAGUUUGGAUAAACUUGAUCAGCUGUGCUAAACAGAAAUUGUUUCACUGGCGUCGACUGUUUGAGAGAAACAUUUCUUCUGUGAAGAUGUGUGAGAUGUCAACUGAUCAAACACUAUUGAAGGAAUAAGACAUUUAAAGCAUUAAAACAUCUUCUCAUUAAUCUGGUGAAACUACGGUUGAAACUGGUAGUCGACCUUGAAGGGCCGAUUCUUGAAGCCGAUAUUGCCUUUUCUCCCUCCAUUUACAUGUUAAAAAUGACACAAUGAUGACAAAUGUUACACAAGUCUCACUUUAAACAAAAAAAGAAACAUUUAUUAACAAAUUAGCAUAACAUUUAUUAGCAAACAAUGUGUAUGUUGUUCUAGGCCUGGAGGUGGUGGCGCCUCAGAUGAUCCACAUAUUUGAUGUGUUUUUCUUUUUUCCGGUAUCAGCAGCAGCUCACCAGAGAAUGGCAGAUGUUGCACCGAGCCUUGCCUGCUGUUGGCUCAGUGAAAUAGGCUCAUUGAUCAGCGAACGCAUGCAAGUAUCGGCCGAUGCCGAUACAAGUAAAAAACGCAAAUAUCGGCCCGAUAUAUCAGCCGGACGAUAUAUCUGUCGACCUCUAGUUGAAACCAGUUUUUCCUAGGAUUUGAAACUUCCUUGUAACAUAUGAACCGAGUGUUGUUCAAUGGACAAUCAGAGCGACGCUACAGACCAGUCGGACGUUUAACCAUUCAUGCAUCAUGCGUAAAUGUGCAAAUUCUUUAUUCUAUUAUUCUUAUUUUGUAGAUUUUUAGAAAUCAACAGAUGCUACACCUUUAACUUUUAACUGUCCUUUUUACGGCUCAAACAGCAUCUGAUUUAUGUAUUAUUGUAACUGAAUAUCCAACAAACCCACCUCAAUACUGCACUAACCUUCAAACUGUGAUAAACAAACGCAUAAUUGAAAUCUGCUGCAGCAUAAAUCCAACAUUAAAACCAUGGAUUACUAAUAAGGGUUUCCAAUCAAAUGUAGUCUU
Centropristis striata (black sea bass) is the source of this 4349-nucleotide messenger RNA. It is a transcript of the gene aass, whose product is annotated as aminoadipate-semialdehyde synthase. The record is from RefSeq and is a predicted model, not a curated record. NCBI's taxonomy places the organism in Eukaryota, Metazoa, Chordata, Actinopteri, Perciformes, Serranidae. Gene Ontology annotation, cellular component: cytoplasm. The transcript is spliced from 25 exons. Gene Ontology annotation, molecular function: saccharopine dehydrogenase activity. Bases 160 to 2982 code for a protein of 940 amino acids.